AUGGCUUCAGUAACCUCAUCCACCGUAGCAAUCCCAUCGUUCACCGGACUCAAAUCCACAAAUCCCACCAAGGCGGCAACAACAUCAUCAAAGCUCACCGUCAAGUCAUCACUCAAGGACUUAGGAGUUGCGGCCGUAGCGGCUGCAGCUUCCAUCGCUUUGGCUGGAAACGCUAUGGCGAUAGAUGUUCUCUUAGGAUCAGGAGAUGGAGCGUUAGCUUUCGUUCCCAACGAGUUUACAAUAGAGAAAGGAUAG
Messenger RNA from Eruca vesicaria subsp. sativa (arugula), 255 nucleotides. The record is from the annotation of a GenBank genome assembly. Lineage: Eukaryota; Viridiplantae; Streptophyta; Magnoliopsida; Brassicales; Brassicaceae.